AUGUUCAAAGGGCAGAUAGGUCGCAACAUGGAGGUGUAUGUUGAUGACAUGCUGGUAAAAAGUAGGAAAGUAGAGGACCAUGUGGCAAACUUGCGUGAGACUUUAGCCACAUUGUGGCAGUUCGGCAUGACACUCAACCUGGCCAAGUGCAAGUUCGGGGUAAGGUUGGGAAAAUUUCUGGGUUACCUGGUGACGGAGAGGGGCAUAGAAGUCAACUCAGAAAAUGUGCGAGCGGUCAUGGAGAUGCAGACACCAAGGAGCUUGUGGGAGGUGCAAAUCCACACCGGGCACCUAGCAGGGUUGAGUAGGUUCAUAGCUCAAUCUGCACAAAAAAGCUUUCCAUUCUUUAAGGACCUGAAGAAGGGAUCUCAUUUUGAAUGGACGUCGCAGGCUCAACAUGCAUUUGAGAGGUUAAAAGAGUUUCUAGCCGAGCUCCCCUUACUUACAAAACUGGAGCCAGGCGAUAUAUUAGUCAUUUAUCUACCGGUAGGGCACGAAGCCAUUAGUUCAGUGCUGAUAAAGGAGGAGCAAAGGCAACAGAAGCCAAUAUAUUAUGCUAGUCAGAUAUUGCAAGGCACCAAACGCCAGUAUUCAGAUGUGGAGAAGGCCGCCUUCGCGCUCAUCUCUACUACUCGGAAGUUGCGCCCCUACUUUCUGGCGCAUAAGGUAAUGGCGCAGACCAAUUACCCACUUAAGAACACUUUGGGUCGUGGCUCCGCCUCUGGGAGGAUGGUGAAGUGGGCAGUUGAGCUAGGCGAGUACAAUGUGCAUUUCGAGGAGUGCACGGUGGGAGUUGUGGUUCGACCAUGGAUAGUGUAUAUCGACGGCUCGUCGGAAAUAGGAGAAGCGGGUCUCGGCAUCUUAGUGGUCACAACAGAAAAAGAUCACUUAGAGUAUGCGGUUAAGCUGUCCUUUAGAGUGUCAAACAAUGAGGCGCAGUACGAUGCUUUUAUCAAAGGAAUUCAGCUCGUCUUGAAGGAAGGAGCUCGGCAGGGCCGACCCACUUUUGAAAAUGGUCACGUCACUUGUUUGUUACCGAUCACGCUGAUGGAUAUGACUAGGAGCACCUUAGACCUGGUGCUGGAGGUUGAAGAGCAAAGGGAUUGGAGGUCGUCCUUAAUACAAUGGUUGCAAGAGCCUGUCGCGGGAAAGGAUAUCAGGGACGACCCGAUGAAGGCGAUGGCACAGGAUCUUGUGCGCAAAUGUAAGAAGUGUCAGCAGCAUGGUCCAUUGAUCCAUCGGUCGGCGGAAAACAUGGUUCCAAUCAGCUGGCCCGUGCCUUUUACUCAGUGA
Molecule: messenger RNA, 1293 nt
Organism: Striga asiatica
Lineage: Eukaryota; Viridiplantae; Streptophyta; Magnoliopsida; Lamiales; Orobanchaceae
Source: the annotation of a GenBank genome assembly